AUGACUGAACAAUCAGAGCUUUCGGAGUUCCCCGACGCACCCCCACCCUAUAAACAGGAUAAUUCGAUCCAAGCUCUUUUCGACUAUGUAGUAGAACAAGCUAAACCCCUAGUUGCCUCAACAUCCAGAACUUCUGAAGAAUCUAGAUCUCCAGAGACUAUCAGUCCUAGUGAUAAAGGAGUUUCCCCUGAACCAGUAAUCAAAAAGCCACCCGAAUCUAUUAAAUCUA
This is a messenger RNA of Ambispora leptoticha, 229 nucleotides long. Lineage: Eukaryota; Fungi; Glomeromycota; Glomeromycetes; Archaeosporales; Ambisporaceae. The record is from the annotation of a GenBank genome assembly.